AUGGCCGGACUCCUUCGUCAAUCCACGCAGCUGGCGCGAGUCGCAAGACAAACACAGCGGGCGACAUUAUGCAGAGCACUGCUGCGCCCGUCACGAGUGGCGCGUCAGUUGCCACUGGCGGUCCGAACCACCUCCCUACCACAUGCCCCUGCCAGGCUAUACUCGACGCAGGGUCCACAACCCCCCAAAGACGAGAGCAAGGAUCCAAUCAAGCCGAACGAAGAUGAGCUGAAGUCCAAGGACGAUGCCGCGGCUCUACUGGAGAAGGAGCGCAAGGACUGGCCCCUACCCGAGGGAUGGACAUACCUGACCGAGGACGAGAUGACGGUGCUUGCCGAAUUUGGCAAGAACGAGAGGUUGCCGCAGUGGAUGCGCGACGAUUUCGCACACAACCUCGAGAGCAUGCGGGUGACGGGCGCGCCCAAGGAGCUCGGCGAGAUGCUGGCGGACCGAAAACCCGGCGACAUGACCAUUGUCGAGAUUGGCAAGUUUCUUCGCGUCAUGAGCAAGAUGGCCAACCGACUGGCAGAGUACGAGACGGCCAAGGAGCUGCGCGAGCAUGGACACGAGGAUGCGGCGAAGCAGGCAGGCCGCAAGGAGAGCACGCAGGAGGGCGAACAGGACAAGAAGUCGGAGCAGGGACAGAAGAAGAAGAAGGACGGCAAGGCGGGCGAUGGCAGUGGUGGCAAGGAUGGCGCCGACGCCGGCAGCCCGUUUGCGAAGAAGUGGUUCCUUGGCCGUUUCAGCACGGGCGACCUCAUCAUGGCUGGUAUCGUCUGGGCUGUCGUCCUGCCCUUCUUCGAGUCGAGCUUCUUCGGCCAGCAGAAGGAGAUUACCUGGCAGGAGGUGCACAAGAACUUCCUCGCCAAGGGCCUCAUCAAGAAGCUCACCGUCCUGUCCAGCGGCAAGGUGCGCGUCGAGCUGAACCAGGAGGGUGCGCAGAACGCGUACGAUGGCUUCGAUCAGAACACCCAGUACUACUUCUCCAUCGGCUCAGUACAGACGUUUGAGCAGCAGCUGGAGCAGGCGCAGAAGGAGCUCGGCAUCCCGUCGGCUGAACGCAUUCCCGUCAACUACGCCAGCGAGGGUGGUCUCUGGCAGGUCGCCAUGGCUUCGGCCCGACCAUUUGCUUGUCGGCCUCCUCAUGUACACCACGAGGAGCCUCGGCGGCGCGGUGGCGGUCAGAUGUUCGGCGGCUUCAGCAAGAGCAAGGCCAAGAUGUUCAACCACGAGACGGCGGUCAAGGUUAAGUUCAGCGAUGUGGCAGGCAUGGACGAGGCCAAGGCUGAGAUCAUGGAGUUUGUCAGCUUCCUGAAGGCGCCUGAGCGGUUCGAGCGCCUGGGUGCCAAGAUUCCCCGUGGUGCCAUUCUUUCUGGACCCCCCGGUACGGGUAAGACGCUGCUCGCCAAGGCAACGGCAGGCGAGUCUGGUGUUCCUUUCUUCAGCGUCAGCGGUUCCGAGUUUGUGGAGAUGUUUGUCGGCGUCGGUUCCUCGCGAGUGCGUGACCUGUUCGCAUCGGCCCGGAAGAACGCGCCCUGCAUCAUCUUCAUUGACGAGAUUGACGCUAUUGGUCGUUCUCGACAGGACGGAAACCGGAUGGGCGGCAAUGACGAGCGCGAGUCGACACUGAACCAAAUCCUGACGGAGAUGGACGGUUUCAACACUUCUGAGCAGAUUGUUGUGCUUGCUGGCACGAACCGAGCUGAUGUUCUCGACUCGGCUCUUACACGACCUGGCCGUUUCGAUCGGCACAUUUACAUCGACAGGCCGACGAUGAAGGGACGACAGGACAUCUUCAAGGUGCAUCUUAAGAAGAUUGUGACCAACGAGGACCUGGAGCAUCUCAUUGGCCGGCUGUCAACACUGACACCGGGAUUCUCUGGCGCGGACAUUGCCAACGUCGUCAACGAGUCUGCACUAGCUGCCGCCCGUGUCAAUGCGCAGUCGGUUGAGCUCAUUCACUUUGAGCAGGCGAUCGAGCGUGUCAUUGGCGGUCUCGAGCGCAAGUCGCUGGUGCUCAAGCCCGAGGAGAAGCGCACGGUAGCGUACCACGAGGCGGGCCACGCCAUCUGCGGCUGGUUCUUCGAGCACGCAGACCCGCUGCUCAAGGUGUCCAUCAUCCCGCGUGGCAAGGGCGCGCUGGGAUACGCGCAGUACCUGCCGGCGGGCGACGCGUACCUCAUGACGGUGCAGCAGCUGAUGGACCGCAUGGCCAUGACGCUGGGCGGGCGCGUGUCGGAGGAGCUGCACUUCCCGACGGUGACGACGGGCGCGAGCGACGACUUCCGCAAGGUGUCGCAGAUGGCGCGCAAGAUGGUGACCGAGUGGGGCAUGUCGGACAAGGUCGGUCCGCUGCACUUCAGCGAGGACCCGAACCAGCGCAGAAAGCCGUUUUUGGAACUGACGGCGCCAGGCGAUCGACGCCGAAGGUGCGCAGCAUUGUUGGCCAAGGGGUUCGCGCAGUGCCCGGGACCUCUGUCGUCGAGGGGGCACCGAGAUUUGGCCUCGUGGCCGAGGAACCUCUGA
Molecule: messenger RNA, 2526 nt
Organism: Verticillium alfalfae VaMs.102
Lineage: Eukaryota; Fungi; Ascomycota; Sordariomycetes; Glomerellales; Plectosphaerellaceae
Product: paraplegin
Exons: 2
Coding region: 1-2526 (841 amino acids)
Biological process (GO): protein-containing complex assembly; mitochondrial protein processing
Cellular component (GO): membrane; m-AAA complex
Molecular function (GO): metalloendopeptidase activity; ATP hydrolysis activity; zinc ion binding
Source: RefSeq, a predicted model, not a curated record